Messenger RNA from Corylus avellana, 732 nucleotides. The record is from RefSeq and is a predicted model, not a curated record. Lineage: Eukaryota; Viridiplantae; Streptophyta; Magnoliopsida; Fagales; Betulaceae.
AUGAUCAGCAUCUCCGAUUACCAAGAAGAUCAACAAUCUUCCUCCUUCACUUUCAAUGCGGUUCUUGAUCCAUCAAACCCUCUCGGGUUCUUGGAAUCUGCUUUCAACUUUGUCUCUCAGAAUUCCAAUCUGUUCGAGACAGAGUCUGCCGAGAAACAAAUCAUGUCAUUGGCUCAUUCAAUCAAGGAAAGAAUCGAGGCUGAAGAGGCGGCUGAGAAGAAGAAGCGUUUGAAACAACAAGCCAAGAAGAAGGCCGCUUAUGAGAAAGAACAAGAGAAGCAGAAGAAACUUGUUCCAAACACAGGAAACGGCAUGGAUAUGAAGAAUUAUUCGUGGGGUCAGUCUCUUCAAGAGGUCACCAUCAACGUUCCAAUCCCUCCCGGAACAAAAUCCAGCGCCGUUUUGUGCGACAUAAAGACGAAUUAUUUGAAGAUUGGGCUUAAGGGUCAGCCACCAAUUAUCGACGGGGAGCUAUAUAAGGCGGUGAUAGUUAACGAAAGUUUUUGGAGUUUGGAAGAUCGGAGGGAAAUUUCUGUUCAGAUGAGCAAGAGAGAUCAGACAGAGUGGUGGAAGUCUUUGUUGAAGGGCCGUCUGGAGAUUGAUACCCAGAAAGUGGAGCCGACCAAGUUGUCUGACUUGGACAUUGAAACUCGUACUGCCGUGGGGAAGAUGGUGUUCGAUCUGAGACAAAAACAGUUGGGACGUCCGACCAGCGAUGAGAUCCAAAAGUAA